Molecule: messenger RNA, 4893 nt
Organism: Folsomia candida
Lineage: Eukaryota; Metazoa; Arthropoda; Collembola; Entomobryomorpha; Isotomidae
Product: multidrug resistance-associated protein 1
Exons: 15
Coding region: 264-4733 (1489 amino acids)
Biological process (GO): transmembrane transport
Cellular component (GO): membrane
Molecular function (GO): ABC-type transporter activity; ATP hydrolysis activity; ATP binding
Source: RefSeq, a predicted model, not a curated record
UAUGAUGCAUUGUACACUUUUGUCUCUAAUUUAGUAUAAAAUCGUAUCACGGGUUGCUUUUUUAAGCAAUUACGAUUUCAAUCCGUGACUUUGAAACAUCAUCCAACCUGAUAAAUGAAACCAAGCAUUUAAUGGAAUACGAAUUAAGUAAUCAAUAUUUUAUGAAUUAAUCGGCUGUUAUAGUGCGCCACAAAGUCAAAAUAAGUAUUAAUUUCGACGAAUUGUGUAAAGUACCUAAUCAAAAUUAACUAAUUAUAAAUAAAAUGAAUGAGUUUUGCGGAUCUACCUUUUGGGAUCGAAAUGUUACUUGGGACACAACGGACCCUUAUUUCACGCCCUGUUUCGAAAGCACUGUUCUCACCUGGCUUCCUACAGCGAUCCUCGGUCUAUUCUCCUUCUUUGAUAUAAACUUCUCCCUAACUUCCGGGAAAAGAGAGGGGCUGCCCUGGAACCCGAUAAACAUUGGGAGAUCCUUAUUAAACACAUGUCUCCUUGUAGCUGGAGUGAUUCACUUAAUUUUAUUACAGAAAUAUGAAGAAACUAGCGCCGUUGAAAAUGUGGCUGUAAUUGCGAGAUUAGUUUCUUAUGUUUUAGCACUAUUUCUCUUAAUUGUUGGCAAAUUCAAAGGGAUCCGGGCAUCCGGCACACAGUUCCUAUUUUGGUUGCUAGUAACAAUUACUGAGGGGAUUUUAUUUAGGACGGCAGUAAGGAAAUAUGACGAUACGGUAGAAGAGUCGAUGCAACGUCACAUAUUCCUCAUGCGGUUUGUUAUCUUCCCAUUGUGUGCUGGGCAGCUGAUCUUACAUUGCUUUGCUGACAGAGAUACGACCACUUGUGGAGUGGGGAAAAAGAGUCACAUGCCGUUUGAAAUGCCAUGCCCUGAAAAACAAUCCUCUUUCAUUUUAAAAAUAACUUAUUCUUGGUUCGAUUCGAUCGCCUGGACCGGGUACAAGAGAUCUUUGAACUUCGAAGAUUUGUGGGAUUUGAACAAAGAUGACAGAGCGGAUGAGCAAGUUACAACUUUUAACAUGUAUUGGGAUGCUGCUGUUGAAGCAGCAAAGGCAAAAAGCGCCAAAAGCGGGAAAUCCAUACAAGUCUCAAUUGUCUCGAUCUUGUUCAAAUGUUACUGGAAAACUUUGUGCGUGGCAGGACUCAUGAAACUUUUACAAGAUUUGUUACCCUUCGUCUCACCCGAAUUAAUGAAAUUUCUUGUCGCUCACGUCUCCCCCCAAAGCACGGAAGAAUUCUGGAAAGGUUACCUCUACUCCGGUCUACUAAUCUUGUGCUCAAUCCUCCAAACAAUUUUCGGCGUUCAACACUUGAAACGCAUGAUGCUUCUUGGCAUGCGCACACGUACCGUUCUAUCGUCCGCCAUCUACCGAAAAUCUCUAAUCAUAACUUCCGCCGCGAAAAGAGAUACAACCGCGGGGGAAAUUGUUAACUUAAUGAGUGUCGACACUCAAAGGCUUUUAGACUUGGCGGGCCUCUUCUUCAUGGCUUUGACCGCCCCGAUUCAAAUUGGGUUGUCAAUUUACUUCCUUUACAACACCUUGGGUCCAUCAGUAUUCGCGGGUUUGGCUGUAAUGAUACUACUAAUCCCUUACACAGGAUUUACUCAAUCCCGAGUUCGAAAUUUGCAAAUGAAACAAAUGCUUAUUAAGGAUCAGAGGGUUAAACUAAUAAAUGAAAUCUUAACCGGUAUGAAAGUUUUAAAACUUUACGGUUGGGAACAAUCAUACGCUGAUCAAAUAACAAAGUUGAGGGAUCGAGAGAUGAUGUUGCUGAGGAAGGCGGCGCUUUACGGUACCAGCACAAUGUUCUCCUUCACCUGCGCCCCGUUUCUGGUUUCACUUUCAACUUUCGCGGUGUACGUUCUGACAGAUGAAACGCAUAAUUUGAACGCGGAGAAAACUUUUGUUUCUUUAAGCCUGUUUAAUAUUUUGCGGAUGCCGAUGACUAUGUUGCCAGCGGUGAUUGCGAUAACGAUUCAAGCGAUGGUUAGUGUGGAUCGUAUCAACCGGUUUCUGAAUGCGGAGGAACUUGAGAAGGAUUCAGUGACUAAGGAGAAGAAUGAGGAUGAACCAGUUGUCAUUAAAGAUGCAUCGUUUUCGUGGACCGAUGAAUCUGUCACUUUGGCGGAUAUCAAUUUUAGCGUUAAGAAGGGGUCGUUGACCGCUGUCGUUGGAACUGUGGGCUCGGGAAAAACGUCUUUGCUGUCAGCAAUACUUGGAGAUUUAAAGAAACAUAAAGGAACAGUAAAUAUUGACGGUUCACUUUCAUACGUAGCACAAACGGCUUGGAUUCAAAACGCAAGUUUAAGAGAAAAUGUUCUCUUCAAAGAUGGUUUCCAAGAAGAUAAAUAUAAAAGUGUGAUUGACGCCUGUGCCCUUGGUCCUGAUCUAGAAUUAUUGGAAAAUGCAGACCAAACUGAGAUUGGGGAGAAAGGAAUUAACUUAAGCGGUGGCCAAAAACAACGCGUUUCCUUAGCCCGGGCAGCCUAUAAAGAGAGCGACAUCUAUCUCUGGGAUGAUCCACUUUCUGCAGUGGAUGCUCACGUGGGGAAACACAUAUUCGACAAACUAAUCGGACCGCAAGGGCUCCUUAACGGGAAGACUCGGAUCCUUGUAACUCACGGCGUCUCUUUCCUUCCAAAAGUUGACAACAUCGUGGUCCUAAAAGAUGGGAGGGUGAGUGAAUAUGGAACAUUUCAACAACUUCUAAAAAAUCGGGGAAGUUUUGCAGAAUUUUUGGCUCAGCACUUGGACACCGGGGAAGGCGAAGAAAUGGAUGAAAGUUUGGUGGAAGAAAUCGGAGAAAUCGUUGGCAUUGAGACAUUAGGACGAAACAGUUUUAAGAUCGAAAACCAAAAAAGAAGGUCGACCCAGGAUAGUAUUACAAGUGGAAGUAGAAAGAAGGGAAAUUUAGUAAAAUUGGAGAGUGAAAAGCCGAAAUUGAUUCAGGCUGAAACCACAGCAGAGGGAAAUAUUCAGAGCGGGAUAAUUUUUGAAUAUUUCAAACAAGGCGGGCUCUUAAUCUUCCUGUUUGGGAUUUCGUUCACUAUCAUAUCGAACGCAGCCGCGACGUAUGCUAACAUAUGGUUAUCGCAAUGGUCGAAGCAAGCGACAAUCGAUGAAAUGGAAAGGAAUGGUACAAACGAUAGAGAAACUACGGAUAAGUAUUUGGGUAUAUAUGGCGGGCUUGGGGCAGCGCAAGCUGUAACUGUUCUGUUUGCAGCGGGAACUAUGGCCAUGGCAACUCUGAAUGCGGCUGCAAAGCUGCAUUUUGGGAUGUUGAGAAAGGUUAUAAGAGCACCAAUGUGGUUCUUCGAUACCACACCGUUGGGGAGAUUGUUAAAUAAGUUUAGCAAGGAUGUGGAUACUGUGGAUAUCGUAUUACCCCAGAACUUGAGAAGCGGGAAUAUGAUUUUGUUUAAUACAUUAGGUGCUAUUGUCAGUAUUGCUUAUAGUACGCCGUUGUUUUUAGCGUUUAUUGCGCCGGUUGCUGUCUUCUAUUUUUUUCUUCAGAGAUUUUACGUUGCCACAUCCCGCCAACUUAAACGAAUGGAAUCCGUUUCGAGGUCUCCUAUUUAUUCAAAAUUUGGCGAAACAAUUUCUGGUUCCACGACUAUAAGGGCAUUUGGGCUACAAGACGAGUUUAUACUGGAAAGUGAUAAAAAGAUUGAUGACAACCAACAAGCCUAUUAUCCCUUUAUUGCCUCAAAUUUAUGGAUAGCUACAAGACUUGAAGCGAUCGGCAGCCUAAUCAUAUUUGCUGCCGCAAUGUUCGCCGUAGCUUCUAGAGAAUCCAUCGAUCCAGAGAUUGUUGGCCUCUCAAUAAGCUCCGCCCUUCAGAUCACAGCGCUUCUAAACUUUCUGGUACGAACUGCUUCCGAUCUGGAAACAAAUAUUGUUGCCGUCGAAAGAAUUGCAGAGUUGAAUUCGACGCCGCAGGAGGCACCUUGGGAAACGGGGCUAAAACCUGCGAAAGAAUGGCCAAGUGAGGGAAAAGUUGAAUUUUCAAGGUAUGAAACACGGUAUAGAGAAGGCCUCGACUUAGUUCUUCGGGGGAUAAGUUGUACCUUUAAACCUGGAGAACGAAUUGGGAUUGUUGGGCGAACAGGCGCGGGAAAAUCAUCUCUAACACUGGCGCUCUUUCGCUUGAUCGAACCAACCUCUGGAAAAAUCUUUAUAGACGGUCAAGACAUAGUCGAAAUUGGGUUGCAUGAUCUCCGCAAAAAAAUAACGAUAAUCCCCCAAGAUCCUGUCUUAUUUUCUGGUAUUCUGCGCACAAAUUUGGAUCCGUUCUCGUCUCAUACUGACCAGGAUAUUUGGGACUGUUUGGAAUCUGCGCAUUUGAAAAGUUAUGUCUCUAGUUUGCCACAAGGGUUGGAGUAUGAGGUGGCAGAAGAAGGCCAGAAUUUUAGUAUGGGUCAGAGACAACUGAUUUGUUUGGCCAGGGCACUUUUGAGGAAAACUAAAAUCCUUGUGUUAGACGAAGCAACGGCCGCCGUUGAUUUGGAAACGGAUGACUUAAUACAGAAAACCAUAAGACAGGAAUUUGCAGAAUCCACUGUGAUAACGAUAGCUCACAGAUUAAAUACCAUAAUGGAUUCGACAAGAAUUGUGGUUUUAGAUAAAGGUCAAAUUGUUGAGGUUGACACUCCCGUGAAUUUGAUGAAGGAUAAAACCACAAUCUUCUACAGUAUGGCAAAAGAUGCAGGACUAACUCAAUAAUAAGAAAAUUAACAGAUAAUUGUAAAUAGAUUAUUUUAGUUUUGAUGUGCAAUCUUGUUAACCCUUAGCAGAAAGUUAUAUAACCUUUCUGAACUGCAACAUACAUAUGUAUUAUAAAAUAUUUUGCAAACAAUUUCAAAAUAUAAUCAUUACAAACUCA